Nakaseomyces glabratus is the source of this 183-nucleotide messenger RNA. RefSeq lists its product as uncharacterized. NCBI's taxonomy places the organism in Eukaryota, Fungi, Ascomycota, Saccharomycetes, Saccharomycetales, Saccharomycetaceae. The record is from RefSeq and is a predicted model, not a curated record.
AUGACCACACCUAACGCUAGAAGGAGUCGCACGCAGAAAAUAUCGAACGAGAGCAAGCGUUGUUCCAAGAGCAAACCCAAGGCUAAGGCCAAGACACAGUCCAAGGCCAAGUCCAGAGCAUAUGCAGGUCCAACUUUUGUGGCUCCCGAUGUGAGCGACCUUCCUAGGCCUACUCUCAUAUAA